Messenger RNA from Drosophila sulfurigaster albostrigata, 14958 nucleotides. It is a transcript of the gene mgl, whose product is annotated as low-density lipoprotein receptor-related protein 2. NCBI's taxonomy places the organism in Eukaryota, Metazoa, Arthropoda, Insecta, Diptera, Drosophilidae. The record is from RefSeq and is a predicted model, not a curated record. Gene Ontology annotation, molecular function: calcium ion binding; protein binding.
GUGGCCAGCGCAUCAGUCGCUCUCGGAGCGUUGUCGUGUACGGUUAGCCAGCGCGGCAGAGCAAAGCCCAGCAGCAAAGAAUAACGUGUGCCCAGCGUCUCGUAGUCGUCUCUCCAGUGUUUGGGAGACCUCUUCACUAAUAAAAAAAAAAAACAACAACAAAUCAAAAACAUCAAAAGAACAAACGAAACACUAAACUCUUAAACAUCCAAUUUGAAAAAAAAAACGAAAGAAAGCAAAUCAAAUUCAAAAUCGAAAAAACGUGAGUGAGGCACAAAAGCAAAGUGCGUGUGUCGCAGGACAAGAUUUGCAAUACAAAGCAAACAAACUAAUACAACACAAAACAAACAAAACGAAAUCAAAAGCAAAACGACCAAAAAAGAAAGCAAGAAAAGAAAGAAGACAACUGACAAGUGGCCAAAGACAGUAGUCGCCCAAAAUGAGUCCGAGGCCCGUGGGCAUUGGAUUCGAAUGCGGCCGCAAACCUCCUAACAAUGCCAAGAUGCGUUUCCGAUGGCCGCCACCGUCGCCAUCGUCAGCCGCUUCGAUAUUAGCCUCACCAGCCACAUCAUCAGCAGCAGCCACAGCCGCUGCAUCCGCGAGAACAACAACAGCAACAACAACAACGACGACGACGACGACGAGAACAAACAGAAGCAACAAAGCGACAACCACAUCGAGUAAAACAACAAAAACACAGCAACAACAACAACAACAACAACAUAUUCACAGCAAACAUUGGAGCAUCAUCCCCAGCUUUAGCAGCAGCAGCUCCAAAAUGAGCACAAUCGCCGUCCUUUUACUGGCCAUCGUGGCCCUAAACAAUCUGAAUUGCUUCCUGACCCCAGCGACAGCAGCGCAAGUCGCGCGCCUCCGACAGAGUCCAACAGACACGCGAUUUGGCGAGGGCGCCGGCAUCAGUUCGAUAGCUCCAUCGGAAUUUCCAUGCCCACCGGAAAUGUUUCGUUGCAACAACGGCAAAUGCAUAACGUCGCAUUGGGUGUGCAAUUACCAAAAGGAUUGCGACGAUGGCGAGGAUGAGAUGCAGUCGUGUCCGCCUCCGGAAUGUGAGACACCUCAGCUAAAUUGCGGGCAAUAUGUUUUCAAUAAGACGUACUGCAUCCCACCGCAUCAUCGUUGCGACAUGAUCGAGGACUGUGAGGACAAGUCGGAUGAGUCGCAGUGCACUUAUCGCAAGUGCCAGCACACGGAUGUCUUUUGCAAUGCCCCCAACGGUGCUGCGCCCACCGAUGGCAGCCGUUUGGUUGGCCCUUGUGUGCCCAAGGAGAAGCGCUGUGAUGGCUAUUUGGACUGUCGGACCGGACGCGAUGAGGAGAACUGCAAUGGCAAGUCCUGUCGCUUGGAUCAAUUCCGUUGUGCCAACGGCCAAAAAUGCAUCGAUGUCGCACUGAAGUGUAACCAUCGCAAUGACUGUGACGACAAUUCCGAUGAGCAAGGCUGCAACUUUCCACCUUGCCAUCAUGCGCAGUUCCGUUGCACGAACGCUCUGUGUAUCCCAUAUAAUUUCCACUGCGAUGGCUAUUAUGAUUGUGCCGAUGAAAGCGACGAAGCCAACUGCACGGCCAUUGCCUGUCCGGACAAUAAGUUCCUCUGCCCACGCGGCGGCGUCAAUGGCGCCCCCAAAUGCAUUCUCAAGUCCCAGCUGUGCGACGGCAAGCGCGACUGUGAAGAUGGCAGCGACGAGGAGACCGCCUGCUCAAUUGCUUCGUGUCCCGCGCUGAGCUGUGAAUUCAAGUGCGGCCCUUCGCUCACUGGCGGCGUCUGCUACUGCAAGCCAGGCCAGAGUCUCGCCCCUGACAAUCGAACCUGCAUCGAUCUCGAUGAGUGCGCCGAAUGGGGACACUGCGAUCAACUGUGCGUGAAUACCCCAGGCAGCUACAGCUGCCACUGUGCCCAGGGCUAUACGCUGAUCAAUGGCUCCAAGUGCACGGCGCCCGAUGCAAAGAAUCUGCAAUUGAUCUUCGCACACGAUCGCGCCAUCAUGCGCAUGUUCACCCACGACAGCGAACCGAAGAUCAUUGCGAACGCGACAGCAGCAGCUGGCGUCGCUUUUCACUAUGCACGCAACACUUUGUACUGGUCGGAUGUGAAGACACGCAAGGUACAAUCCUUGCCGCUGAAUGCCCAAAACACUCCCGUGGCUGCACUGGAUCAAACCCUUCCCGGCACUUGGGCACCUGUGGCGCUUGCUGUCGAUUGGGUGGGCGAUAAGAUCUACGUGGCCGAUUUGGUGGGUCAAAAGAUCGAUGUCUUUGAGUUGAGUGGCCAUUGGCACGCCGUCGUCUUGGGUUCGAACCUCACCAGUCCCGCUGACUUGGCAUUGGAUCCGACAACGGGUCUGAUGUUUGUUGCCGAUGGCGGACAAGUAUUGCGCGCCCAUAUGGAUGGCACACACGCUCGAUCGAUUGUCUCGGAAGCAGCUUAUAAGGCUAGCGGUGUCACAGUGGACAUCAUUGCGAAGCGUGUGUUCUGGUGCGAUUCGCUGCUCGAUUACAUCGAGUCGGUGGACUACGAGGGAGCACAGCGGGUGAUGGUGCUGCGUGGCCAGCAGGUGCCGAGUCCGUCGCGUUUGGCCAUCUUUGAGAAUCGCAUCUUCUGGACGGAUGCCACCAAACAGGGCAUUAUGUCGGUGAACAAAUACGAAGGACCCAGCUCCAUUCAGGUGACGUACAAGGCGAAGGACAUACGCGAACCCAAGGGUAUAAUUGCGGUGCAUGCACUGAGCCAGCCGCAUGUCUCGAAUCCAUGUGGCAACAACAACGGCGGCUGCAAUCACAUGUGCAUCGUCACCGCUGUGAAAGGUGCCCCGACUGGCCUCGGUUUCCGUUGCGCCUGCCACACCGGGUAUCAACUGCAGUCGGAUCUGACGCAUUGCAAAUUGGUGCGCGAGUUCCUCAUGUAUUCGCAGCAGCGUUUUAUCAAGGGCAAAGUCCUGGAGCCGGUAAUCGAGGGCUUUAGCGAUGCCAUUUUGCCUGUGGUAUCGCGACGUGCACGUUUCGUUGGUCUCGAUUUCGAUGCUCGGGAUGAGUUCAUCUACUAUUCGGAUGUGUUGCAGGAUGUCAUCUACCGGGUGCAUCGCAAUGGCACUGGCCGGGAAAUUGUGCUCGCCUCGCAAAACGAAGGCGUCGAGGGUUUGGCCGUCGAUUGGGCAUCGAAGAAUCUGUACUACAUCGAUUCAAGGAAAGGCACACUCAAUGUGCUGUCCACACGCAAUGUGACGCAUCGUCGCACGCUGCUUAAGAAUCUGAAGCGUCCGCGUGCGAUUGUCGUGCAUCCGAAUCGCGGUUAUAUAUUCUUCUCGGAAUGGGAUCGUCCGGCGAAUAUCACGCGUGCGAACACCGAUGGUAGCGGUCUCUUGGUCUUCAAAAAUGUUACGCUCGGCUGGCCCAAUGGUCUCUCCAUUGACUUCAAGGAAGAUCGUGUCUAUUGGUGCGACGCGCUGCUUGAUCAUGUGCAGCACGCCAAUCUCGAUGGCACUGACAUCAAGACCGUUAAUUCGCGUCUCGUUCGCCAUCCGUUCUCGAUUGUCAUACACAACGAUUGGAUGUACAUCACCGACUGGCGUCUGGAUGCCAUUAUCAGAUUGCACAAACUAACGGGCGAACAGGAGGAGAUGAUGGUGCGUGAACCGCAAACGAAUCGUCUCUAUGGCGUCAAGGUUUACAGUCGCGAUGUGCAACGCAUUGCCGAGACGCAGCCGUGUCAUCUGAACAACGGCGGCUGUCAGAAGAUCUGCUUUGCUGUACCCAUUGCCAGUGCAUCGAAUUCAACGGAAACUACAGAAGCCUCAACAACAAUAUCGCCUUCGACUGCGAGUCGCCUGCAAUCGCGCUGCUCGUGUCCGUAUGGCGAACGUUUGGCCGAAGAUCAAAUCAAUUGUGUGCCGGAUCCAAGUGCCGAACCACCUGUGCAGCCGUGUCCCAACUCUUGGGAUUUCACCUGCAACAAUCAACGCUGCAUUCCCAAGUCGUGGGUCUGCGAUGGCGACGAUGAUUGCCUGGACAACAGCGAUGAGGAGCAAAACUGCACAAAACCGACGUGCGGCUCCAACGAAUUCCAGUGCAAAUCGGGCCGUUGCAUCCCACUGAACUUCCGCUGCGACCAGGAGAACGACUGCGGCGACAACUCAGAUGAACUGGAGUGCGGCAACGUGACGUGCGCCACAUCGCAGUUCGCCUGCGCCAACGGACGCUGCAUACCGAGCAUGUGGAAGUGUGACAGCGAGAACGAUUGCGGUGACAGCAGCGACGAGGGAGAUUUCUGUGCGGAGAAGACCUGUGCCUACUUCCAGUUUACAUGUCCAAGGACAGGACACUGCAUACCAACGAGUUGGGUAUGUGAUGGCGACGAUGAUUGCUUCGACAAGCAGGACGAAAAGGAUUGUCCGCCCAUCAGCUGUUUGGCCAAUCAAUUCAAGUGCGCCGAUCUCCGACAAUGCGUUGAAGAGUCCUACAAAUGCGAUGGCAUACCCGACUGCAACGAUGGUAGCGAUGAGCUGGGUUGCCCCUCCAUGGGACCCAAUCAAUGCAAUCCCGAGAAACAUUUCCGAUGCAAAUCAACCGGUUUCUGCAUCCCCAUUGCCUGGCACUGUGAUGGCUCCAACGAUUGCUCCGAUCACUCUGACGAGGAGGAUUGCGGUCAAAUCACCUGCGCCCAGAACUUCUUCAAGUGCAACAACACGAACUGUGUGUUUAAGGCUUAUAUCUGCGAUGGCAAAGAUGAUUGCGGUGACAACUCCGACGAGGGCACCGAACACGCUUGUGUCCCGCCGCCCUUCAAGUGUCCCCAUGGUCAGUGGCAAUGUCCCGGAGUGACAGAGCGCUGUGUGAACAUCACCUCCGUGUGCGACGACACUCCCGACUGUCCCAAUAACGCCGACGAGGGCGAGGGCUGUGAUCUGGCCGAGUGCGAACAUCAAAGCGGUCAGUGCUCCAGUUUCUGUCAAAAGACACCGAAUGGCGCGCUCUGCGUUUGUCCGCCUGGCUCGGAGAUAGGCGAGGAUGGCUUCACCUGCGUGGACACCAAUGAAUGCGAUCCCCCCGGACUUUGCUCGCAACAGUGCACGAAUACGAAGGGAUCCUACUUCUGCAGCUGCACGGCUGGCUACGAACUGAGUCCCAACAAGCACAACUGCAAGGCUGUCAAUCAUACCGCCGCGUUUUUGAUCAUCUCCAAUCGUCACUCCAUACUGGUGGCCGAUCUUAAGGAGCAGGGACUGGAACGUGUGCCCAUCAUUGUGGAGAAUGUGGUGGCAACCGCCUCGAACAUGCACACGGGCACCAUUUUCUGGAGCGACAUGAAACUGAAGAAGAUCUCACGGUUGGAUCAUGGCAUGGAACCCCAGGAGAUCAUUACAACCGGCCUUGAUUUGGUCGAGGGUUUGGCCUACGAUUGGAUUGCACAAAAUCUGUAUUGGCUGGACAGCAAGCUGAAUACGAUUGAAGUGUCUGCGGAGAACGGCUCGAAUCGUUUGGUGCUGGUGCGUGAGAAUAUCACACAACCUCGAGGCAUGUGCAUCGAUCCAAGUCCCGAGGCACGUUUCAUCUUCUGGACCGAUUGGGGCGAGAAUCCGCGAGUCGAACGCAUUGGCAUGGACGGCACAAUGCGCAAAACAAUCAUUAACACGAAAAUCUAUUGGCCAAACGGACUGACAUUGGACAUUGCCACCAAGCGUGUUUAUUUCGCCGACUCCAAGCUGGAUUUCAUUGAUUUCUGCUAUUACAAUGGUACCGGACGUCAACAGGUUUUAGCCAGCAGUCACUAUCUCUUGCAUCCGCACUCGUUAUCUUUGUUCGAGGAUACACUCUACUGGACCGAUCGUCAGUUGAAUCGUGUGUUGUCUGCCAACAAAUUCCGUGGCAAGAAUCAAACAGUCGUAUCGCAUUUGAUCAGUCAACCGUUGUCGAUACACGUACAUCAUGCCUCGCUGCAACCGAUGUAUCCCAAUCCCUGUGCCGCCGCUCGCUGUCAGCAUUUAUGUCUGCUUAGUCCAAGUGCCCCCGAGGGUUAUUCCUGUAAGUGCAAGCCGGGCUUUAAGCUCUUCAGCGAGGGACGCUGCAUUGAGGAGGAGAAUCCCUACAUCAUGGUCGUCAAGGGCACACAGAUUGUCGAUCUCCCCUUGAAUGGUGGCGAUGCCCGCGCCGGCGCCUUGGCGCCUGUCAUAGGCAUUGAGAGCAGCACCGGACUUGACUUUGAUCGCAAGGGUGAGACAUUGUAUUGGGUUCAGGGACGCGAGGAGGACGAAGAGAAUUGCACAAUCUAUACAACACCCUAUGGCGGUGGAAAUAAGACCGACUUCCUGGGCUCAGACACUGGCAUUGUGGGUGCUCCCUAUACGAUUGCCUUCGAUUGGCUGGGACGCAAUCUGUACAUUGGCAAUCGGGUGGCCAGCAACAUCGAAGCGGUGCGUGUGGAUGGCAAGCAAAAGUAUCGCACCGUUAUCUUGGCCAACGAUGGUCAGGAAACUUCAGUAUCGAAACCCAAGCAAAUCGUGCUCGAUCCCAGUGAGGGCAAACUCUUCUGGAUCGAUGAGGGUGUGCUCGAGGUGCCCAUCAAGAUCGGACGUGUCGACAUGAACGGUCAGGAUCCGCGUGUGCUGCGAAAGAAUGUCUAUCACCCAGAGAGUAUUGCACUCGAUAUCGAUAAGAAAUUGAUCUACUUUAGCACACGUUCGAAGGGUUCGAUUUGUGUCAUGGACUACAACGGCGAAGACUACACGGUUAUACUGAGCGAAGCGCAAGGCAUCUCCCGUCCACGCAGCUUGGGCGUGCUCGAUCAUCGUCUAUACUAUUUGGAUCCGGUUUACGAAAAGAUUGUCCGCGUCGAUUUGCCUCGUGGCGACAAUCCGAAGACCAUUGUGGACAACGAACACGAUUUGCGCAGCAUGAUGAUCUACAAGAAGCGUCCGCUGAUGCAACAUCCCUGCCAAACGCGCAACGGCGAAUGUAAACAUUUGUGCAUCCCCGGACCGGCAUCGACUCGAACUUGCGCCUGCGGCAUCGGUUAUCGCAAGGAUACCGAAGUCGACUGUGUGGCCUACAAAACGUUCGCCGUCGUCUCGCAGCUGGAUAUGAUACGUGGCUACAGUCUGAGCGACAGCUCUGAGGCCAUGGUCCCCAUCAGCGGACCCGGACAUCAUAUACUCCAUGUGGACGUGAUGUAUCGCGAUCAGUGGAUCUAUUGGGCGGAAUUCAAUCGUGGCUACUGGAAUGGAAUCUUCCGCUCAAGGCCCAAUGGCACCGAUCUGCAGCAUGUGAUCAAGGAUGGCAUUGGAAGUAAUGGCAUUCGAGGAUUGACGGUCGAUUGGGUGGCUGGCAAUAUGUACUUCACGAACGUGUAUCCCCAUGAGAAUUAUGUUGAGGUCUGUUGGCUCGAUGGCACCAAUCGCAAGGUGCUUGUAAAGACCACAAACGAUGCGCCACGUGAACUCGCCGUGAAUCCCAUCAAACGUUUGCUGUACUGGAUCGAUUAUGGACAACAUCCGCGCAUUGGCAAAGCGUUGCUCGAUGGCACCAAAUGGAAGCCGUUGGUCACAUCGGGCAUUUCGUUGCCACGCGAUUUGACCAUCGAUAUGCAGACACAUGAUGUGUUCUGGGUGGACUCCAAACUCGAUACGAUACAACGCAUUGCGUACAACGGAGCGAAUCGCAAGAUUAUACGCCGCGAUCUACCCAAUCCGAUGGGCAUUGCGGUGCACCUGAACGAUGUGUAUUGGGUGGAUCGCAAUUUGAUGAGCGUAUUCAAGGCAAACAAACAGUUCAACAACGACACUGAAUCGACGCGUGUGCGCACAAAUCUGGAGCGUCUGCGCGACAUUGUCAUCUACGACAUCAACAAUCAGCCGUCAGACGAGAGCAAUCCGUGUGUGCAGCUUGGCAACGGUGGCUGCGAUCAGCUGUGUUUCAGUUUCCCACCCGAAGAGGUGCAGAGCAAUAGCAAGAACUAUCGCUGCGACUGCUCCACCGGCAAACUGGGCAGCGAUGAGCGCAAGUGCGAGACGGUCAAUGAGUAUCUGGUGUUUGCCACACGCACCGAGAUUCGCGCCGUUAAUCUGGAUCCUCAUUCAACCGAAGUGCCUUUCACGCCACUCACGAACCUUACGAAUGUGGUUGGUCUCGAUUUCGAUUUUGCCGACAAUCAUAUGCUGUACACCCAAAUCCGGCCGUGGGCGAAGAUUGCGUAUACGCAGGCGAAUAAACCGAGUCGCAGCGACAUCCAUGUGGUGCUCAGCAAGGGCAUAAAUCCCGAGGGCAUUGCUUACGAUUGGACACAGAAUAAGAUCUACUGGACCGACAGUUCGAAUAACUCAAUCUAUGCCAUGAAUUUGGCUGGCACGGAGUUGGUGAUGAUUGCGCGCGUGGAGCGACCACGUGCAAUUGUCCUGGAUCCCUGCAAUGGCACGCUCUUCUUUACCGAUUGGGGCAGGUUUGGCACGUCAGGCAAGAUCUUUAGAACAACAAUGGCGGGUUCGCUGAAGCGUGCCAUUGUCGACAAGGAACUCUCGCAGCCCAGCGGUCUGGCCAUCGAUUACGAUGAACGCAAGCUUUAUUGGACGGAUGCAGUACGCGAGAAGAUCGAACGUUCCGAUUUGGAUGGCAGUAAUCGGGAGCUACUGGUGGGCGCAACAAUCUAUCCGUUUGCCAUCACCGUGUUCCGCAAUUACAUCUACUGGACGGAUCUGCAGCUGCGUGGCGUCUAUCGUGCCGAGAAACAUACGGGUGCCAAUAUGGUGGAGAUGGUGAAGCGACUGGAGGAUUCGCCGCGUGACAUACGCAUCUACAGUGCAGAUCGACAGAAGUGCAAUGUGAAUCCGUGUACGAUCAACAAUGGCGGUUGUGCGCAGAGCUGUCAUCCCGCUCCCAAUGGCAAGGUCGAAUGCAAGUGCGACGAUAACUCGAAGGUGGUGAACGAGGGACGCAUGUGUGCGCCAAGGAAUAACACGUGUGAGGCAAGCAAAUUCUAUUGCCAGAAUGGCAAAUGUAUUUCGCGUAUGUGGUCUUGCGAUGGCGAUGAUGAUUGUGGCGAUAACUCGGACGAGGAUCCCAACUAUUGUGCCUACCAUUCAUGCUCCCCCAACGAGUUCCGCUGCAACAACGGACGCUGCAUCUUCAAGUCGUGGAAGUGUGAUCACGAGAACGAUUGCAAGGAUGGUUCCGAUGAGAUCGGUUGCAGUUAUCCCCCGUGUGUGGAUGGUGAAUUCACCUGUGCGAAUGGACGUUGUAUUCCCCAGACACAGGUCUGCAAUGGCGUCAACGAUUGCAAGGACAAUGCCACGUCGGAUGAGACGCAUCAACGAUGCCCCAUGAACACAACCUGUCCAGCAAAUCAUCUCAAGUGCGAGAAGACGAACAUCUGUGUCGAACCCUAUUGGCUCUGUGAUGGUGAUAACGAUUGUGGUGACAAUUCCGAUGAGGAUCCGCUACACUGCGGUCAACGCACUUGUCCCACCAAUAGUUUCCGUUGCCCCAAUCAUCGAUGCAUUCCGGCCACCUGGUAUUGCGAUGGUGACGACGAUUGCGGCGAUGGCGCCGAUGAGCCGCCAGAUUACUGCAAGUCCGAGGGUCGCACCUGCUUCGGGGAUCUCUUCACUUGCGACAAUGGCAACUGUAUUCCACGGAUCUACAUCUGCGACGGCGACAACGAUUGCCUGGAUAACAGUGACGAGGACAAUCGCCACCAGUGCAAUGAUCGAAAGUGCGACGAGGAGACCGAAUUUACCUGUGUGGAGAACAAGUCCUGGCAGCGUGCCCAGUGCAUACCCAAGAAAUGGAUCUGCGACGGUGAUCCAGAUUGCGUUGACGGUGCCGAUGAGAACACAACACUACACAAUUGUGCUACCCAACAGCCAUGUGGCGAGGACAUGUUCACCUGCGGCAACGGACGUUGUAUCAAUAUGGGCUGGACUUGUGAUCACGACAACGAUUGCGGCGAUGGAACCGACGAGGGCAAAUCCUGCAACUCCAAAUACAAGACAUGCUCGCCCAUGGAGUUCACUUGCCAGAAUUUCAAGUGCAUACGCAAUCAAUAUCGAUGCGAUGGCGAAGACGAUUGUGGCGAUCAUUCGGAUGAGGUGAACUGCAAAAAGGAGAAUGCCACCUGUCCGCAAGGGCAAUUCAUGUGCACCAGUGGCCAAUGCAUCGACUACAGUUUGGUCUGCAAUAAGGUGCCGGACUGCACCGACGAGUCCGAUGAGCCAGCCCAUUGCAAUGUGGAUGAAUGCGCCAAGGUCGAGAUCAAUCAGUGUGGCCACAAGUGCGUGGACACGCUCACUGGCUACUACUGUGACUGUAACGAGGGCUACAAACUUCUUUCCGAUGGCAAAGCAUGUGUAGAUGUGGACGAGUGUCUGGAACAACCAGGCGCCUGUUCGCAGCACUGCUCGAAUACGCCGGGCAGCUUCUACUGCAAGUGCGACGAGACCUACUAUGAGCGGCAGAACGAUGAGCACACGUGCAAGCGGAAGGAUGACAUCACCCCAUGGCUGAUCUUCACCAACAAAUACUAUGUGCGCAACAUGUCCGUCGAUGGGCAUCAGUACAAUUUGAUGCAUCAGGAUCUGAUGAAUGUGGUCGCUCUCGACUUUGACAUCAAGGAGCAGUAUAUGUAUUUCUGUGAUGUGACAGCCAAGACGAUAUUCCGUGCCAAAUACACCGACAACGACAGUAAUUUGCCCACCGAACGUGAAGCGGUCAUCCGACAUGACUCCCACGGCCUCGAAGGCAUCGCCAUUGAUUGGGUGGGACGCAAACUGUAUUGGCUGGACAGACACUCGAAGAAUUUGGAUGUGUCCGAGUUGGAUGGCACCAAGCGCAAGACAUUACGCAGCGGUGUCGUCGAUCCCCGCGCCAUCGUUGUGCAUCCGGGCAUUGGUUAUCUGUACUUCACCUCAUGGCAUCUGCAGGCCUACAUUGCCAAGAUGGGCAUGGAUGGUUCGAAUUUCACACGCAUUCUCAACUGGAACGAUGGCAUCGCGUGGCCAAAUGCCUUAUCCAUCGAUUACUUCACCGAUCGCAUCUAUUGGGCCGACGCACAUUUGGAUUACAUUGCGUACACUGAUCUCGAGGGUCGUCAUCGUCAUAUUGUGCUCUCUGGCACGCAGGUGCCGCAUGUCUUUGCGUUGAGUCUCUUUGAUGACUACAUCUAUUGGAGCGAUUGGAAUCAGAAGGCGAUUGUGCGUGCCAACAAGUUCCACGGAGCCAACUACACGGUGCUGAGGAAUACCACACAUCGUCCAUAUGAUCUGCACAUCAAUCAUCCGCUGCGUCAGCUGAACUACACGAAUCCCUGUGGCGACAACAACGGCGGCUGCUCGCAUCUCUGUCUGAUUGCCCCGCCCCCGGAGUCGACGUACCUCAACAUCGAGGGCUACAUCGAGGAGGGUGCCCCCAUCUAUAAGUGUGCCUGUCCGAAUCAAUUCUAUUUGGCUCGCGAUUCAAAGACUUGCAUUGCCAACUGCACAACCGGACAGCAUCUGUGCGGUGGUCACGAUGAGAAGUGCAUCCCAUGGUUCUGGAAAUGUGAUGGCGAAAAGGACUGCAAGGAUGGCUCCGAUGAGCCGGCGACGUGUGCUGCACGGCAUUGUCGUGCCGGCACCUUCCAGUGCAAGAACACCAACUGCACGCCUUCUGCGACCAUUUGCGAUGGCGUCGACGAUUGCGGCGAUGGCAGCGAUGAACAGAAUUGUGAUUUGCCAUGCCCUCUGUCCGACUUCAAAUGCAAGUCCAGCGGACGCUGCAUUCUCGACAGCUGGCGCUGUGAUGGCGACGCCGAUUGCAAGGACGGCAGCGACGAAGAUCCAGCCGUGUGUCACAAGCGUGAGUGCGAUCCCGAGACCGAGUUCACGUGCAAGAACAAGCGUUGCAUACCGCAGCUUUGGAUGUGCGACUUCGACAACGAUUGCGGCGACGAUUCUGAUGAGCCCGCUUACAUGUGCCGCCAGCGAAACUGCACCACGGGCUGGCAACGUUGUCCCGGACAAUCGAACUACCGUUGCAUACCCAAAUGGCUGUUCUGCGAUGGCAAGGACGAUUGUCGCGACAACAGUGACGAGCUGCCCGAGAAUUGUCCCAAAUGCUCUCCCGACACGGACUUUAAGUGCGGAAACAAUCGCUGCAUACCGAAACAAUGGAUGUGCGACUUUGCUGAUGAUUGCGGCGAUGCGAGCGAUGAGAAUGAAGCUAUCUGCAAGGGACGCUAUCGCGAAUGCUCUGAAUCGGAGUUCAGAUGCGCCAACGGCAAAUGCAUUUCAUCCCGCUGGCAAUGUGAUCACGAGGAUGACUGCAAUGACAACUCGGAUGAGAUGAACUGCGCUGGCUAUCAGUGCAAGAAUGGAACCUUCCAAUGCGCCUCGGGUCAUUGCAUUGCCAGCUAUUUCCGUUGCGAUGGCGAUCGCGAUUGUCGCGACAUGUCUGACGAGGUUGAUUGUCCACCGCGCUUCCCCGGCGGUCGCUUCUGUCCCGAAUCCCGCUUCCAGUGCAGCAACAACUUGUGCGUGUCACUCUCGGAUCUCUGCGAUGGUACCGAUGACUGCGGCGAUGGCAGCGAUGAGGAUCCAAAGGUCUGCAGCGACUUCAAUUGCGACACCCUGCGACGCUUCCAGUGCGCCAAUCAUCGCUGUGUGGCUCGCUAUCAGAUCUGCGAUGGCAUCGACAAUUGCGGCGAUGGCAGCGACGAGAACAACAUGACGCUGUGCGCCAGCAAACAGAAGCCCUGCGAUCUCUACACCCAAUAUCAGUGUGCCAACAAGCAUUGCAUCGAACGGACGCAAGUCUGCGAUUUCGCCGAUGAUUGCGGCGAUGCCAGCGAUGAGUUGGGUUGCCAUCACAGCAGCAGCUGCUCGGCGGAGAAUCGUGGAGGUUGCCAGCAUCAUUGCCACAAUCUAACCGAAGGCGGCUACAUCUGCACCUGUUAUCCUGGGUACAUCAUUGCGGCGGACAACAAAAAGAAAUGCGCUGAUGUCGAUGAAUGUGUCACACGUCAGCACACCUGCUCUCAUCAAUGUCACAACAUGAAUGGCACGUAUUCGUGCAGCUGUCGCGAGGGUUUCCAUCUAUCCGACAGCAGCAGCGGUGUCUGCAAGGCCGAGAAGGAGGAUGUCCUGCUGGUCUUCGCCAAUGGUCCCGAGAUACGCGGUCUUGAUCUGCAGAAGCGCGAAGAGUUCGAUGUGAUUGCGUCGGAGAAACGCAUCGAGGCCUUGGAUUACGAUGCCCAGCAGCAGAUCAUCUUCUGGGCCGACAGCUAUGACAAGACCAUCAAGCGUUCGUACAUGGUCAAUGCUCUUGAUGGCCAAGCAAAGAUCGGUUUCGCUCAGGAUCUGAACAUGAAGGGUGGUUCCAAACCGACAGCUGUGGCUGUCGAUUGGCUGGCCUCGAAUCUCUAUUGGACUGAAAUGGAUCGCACCGGAUCGAAACCAAGGGGUCGCGUCAUGGUGGCCACCACCGAUGGUCGCUAUCGUCGCUCGAUUGUAAAUGCUGGCCUCGAGGUGCCCACUUCGAUUGCAGUUAAUCCGCAACUGGGACGCAUCUAUUGGACCGACGCGGGUUCGGCGCCCAAGAUCGAAGUCUCCUGGAUGGAUGGUUCGAAGCGUCGACCGCUCAUCACCGAGCAGAUACGCCAUCCGGCUGGCCUGACCAUUGACUAUGCCCAGGACCACAUCAUCUAUUGGGUGGACACGAAGCUGAAUGCCAUCGAAUCGAUGCGUGCCGAUGGUUCGCGUCGCAAGUCCAUGGUCAAGGGCGAUCAACUGCGGCAUCCGGUUUCGUUGGAUCUCUUCGAAUCGAACAUGUUCUGGGUGACCAGGGAUACGGGCGAGCUGUUGCGUCAGGAUAAAUUCGGACGCGGUGUUCAAGUGGUUGUCCAUCGCAAUCUCGUCAAUCCGUCCGGCCUGAAGGUCUACCAUGAGAAACGCUACAACACCUCGUUACGCAAUCCGUGCUACGAGUCCAGAUGCUCGCAUCUCUGCCUACUUGUGCCCGGCGGACAUCGUUGCGCCUGCCCCGAUACAUCAGGUCCGUUGCCCUCGCAUCGCAGCACCGCCGAAGUCAUCUGCGAUGCAGCCGCCGAGCGUCCACGUCCCGCACCCCGCAUUUGUCCCUGCCAGAAUGGCGGCCUCUGCAAGGAGGACGAUCACGGUGAACUCCUCUGCGAGUGCCUGGCCGACUACAAGGGCGAGCACUGUGAACGCAGCACCACCGGCGCCUUUGGCCAUGGCGGUGCCAAUGUCACCGCUGUCGUCGUGCCCAUCAUGGUCAUUCUGCUUGUGAUGAUGGCUGCCGCCGGCGCUUGGUAUGUCAUCAGGAAGCGUCCAUUUGGAAAACUGGCUCGCAUGCCCGCCAUGACAUCGUCGCAGAGCGUCACCUUCCGCCACGGCUCGAAUGUGGAGUUCAGCGAAAGCGGUUUCCCAAGCGGCUCCGCACCUGGCGCUGGCGACAUGGCACCCAUCGAGGGCUACAAUCUGCAGACGGUGAAUGCCAAUAAGGCCCGCGACUUUGCUAAUCCCAUGUACGAUGCUGUGCAAUCGGGCACCACCACCGAUCCGGGCAUGAGCAAUGGCUCAGGCAUCUAUGAUGUGCCACAGGAACCGUCCAAGUCAAAGGCCAUGGCCCACUCGGGGUCGUUCACGGAGCCGGCGUCGGCAAUAAUCGCGCCUAGCAGCAUUACGCACAAGUCAUCGCCGCAGCUGCAGCUGAGAACACGCGAGCUAGACCCAUCGGCGGAUACCGGCAAGGAUACGCAGUAUCUGGUGGAGGAGGAUAAAUCAGAGUGCUGAUAUCAAGCUUAUCAGGCAGCGGUAUCCGUUUCCGUUUCGCUGCCGCUCAGCUGUCGACGUCAGCAGCGGGCGCAGGCGCGGCCCAACAGUUAUCCGUUGCACACAUAGCACAGACUUAUCCACAAACAUCACCAGCAACAAAAGCAACAACACCAUCAGCAACUACAACA